This is a messenger RNA of Pygocentrus nattereri (red-bellied piranha), 1730 nucleotides long. Its product is annotated as adhesion G protein-coupled receptor E3-like. The record is from RefSeq and is a predicted model, not a curated record. The transcript has 10 exons. Gene Ontology annotation, molecular function: G protein-coupled receptor activity. Gene Ontology annotation, biological process: cell surface receptor signaling pathway; adenylate cyclase-activating G protein-coupled receptor signaling pathway. Gene Ontology annotation, cellular component: membrane. Bases 73 to 1515 code for a protein of 480 amino acids. NCBI's taxonomy places the organism in Eukaryota, Metazoa, Chordata, Actinopteri, Characiformes, Serrasalmidae.
AAAAGCGUUACUCCAGUGCUUCCAACAGAUAUUGUACAGUUGGCACUUGAGCAAGCUCUGAAAAACCAAACCAUGAAUUCAGUUCAGAAUGUAGCCAUCGGGAAUCAAGUUUUAAACAGGACUGAGAUAUUGGUAUCUACACUGGUGAACCGUCAACAAGACAACUACUCAGUUUUCAGCUUCUCUGUUCAGGGUUUAGAGGUUCAAGUCUUUGCAGUCGGACUGAACGCUUCCUUGAACAACACUCCUCAGCUCAGCAUAAACAACGCUCAGAUGAACAUCGACCUCAUCCAGAUUUCAGUGAAUAGCAAUGGAUCAGCAGCUGUGGCCUUCAUGAGCUACACUAACUUGUCGAGUGUACUGAAACCCAGCCUGUUCAGUACAACUAACAAUGCAGCUAAAACCAUGAUGUCCACUGUGAUAUCAGCCACGCUGCCCAGAACUACCAACCAACAGCUGGACACACCUGUCAACUUCACACUGAAACACAUUGCAGAAAUUGACCCUAGUGGUAGACUUCACUGUGUGUACUGGGAUAACACUCAAUGGACUGUGGAUGGCUGUGACCUUCUCCAGACCAACAGCAGCCACUCUGUUUGCUCCUGUGUUCACCUGUCAACCUUCGCUCUCAUCAUGCAGACCAACAGUGAUCCUGUGGUGGAGCACAUCAUCAUGGUGGCAGUGGCAGUGGGGCUAGUGUUCCUCAGCUUGGCUCUACUGACAUUUGCUGUUUAUAGACAGAACCUGAGGGUGACCAACACAGCUCAGAUCAACCUGUGCAUAAGCUUGUUGCUGGCCCACCUUUUAUUUCUGCUGACACAGAAAUUCAUACAUUACAUACGACCUCAACAGCUGCUGUGUGCAGUGCUGGCAGGUGUUCUGCACUUCCUCUUUCUCUCUGCGUUUGUGUGGAUGUUCAUUGAAGCUGUGCUGCUCUUCAUCUCCGUGAAGAACCUCACAACGAUCAGAUCAAAGGUGAAGGAGAGUCUUCAGGGGAAGUGGGUGGUUGUGAUUGGUUAUGCUGUACCUCUGGCUGUGGUGUUCAUGUCUGCUGGGCUUGCUCCAAAUGGAUAUGGCAGUGAAAAGUGCUGGCUUAGGAAAGACUUUCUGUGGAGUUUUCUGGGGCCCGUUAGUUUCAUUCUGGCAGCAAACACAGUCCUCUUCAUCAGCAUCUUGGUCAUCUUAUUCUUAACUCUGAAAAAUAUGAAAGAUGAAAUUUUGAAAAUCAAACGGUCAGAAAGUGACCACCGACUUUUUAGAAGUGUGGCGUGGAAAGCCAUGAUGCAGAUCAUCAUCCUCGGUUGCUCCUGGAUUCUGGGUUUCUUCGCAGACGACAAUAAGGCAUUGGAGAUCGUCUUCAUCGUGCUUAACUCCCAGCAGGGCACCUUUAUCUUUCUGGUCCACUGUGUCUUCAAUCAAGAGGUGAGGCAGCUGUAUGUGAAGUGGUGGCGAGGUCUCUGGGCUGUCCAAGCACCGCCUAAACAUGAUUCCACAACAUUAACAUCAGAGUUCUAGAUACUAACAUUUAUUGAGCACCGUGGGCUUUGUUUGUUUCAGAGUUAAAUGUUUGAGGUUUUCUUUGUUUUAUUUACACAUUCUUGUCUUUUUUUUAAGUUUAAGUCCUGGGUGUGAGGGUGUUUUCUGUGGUGACUUAAUUUUGGGAUAGGACAGUAAAACUGCUUCUUAUGCUAUAUUAUACACAAUGUGGUAAAGAUAACCUGAUUUAUUUU